Arabidopsis thaliana (thale cress) is the source of this 771-nucleotide messenger RNA. Its product is annotated as basic helix-loop-helix (bHLH) DNA-binding superfamily protein. Gene Ontology annotation, molecular function: DNA-binding transcription factor activity; protein dimerization activity. The coding region runs from base 44 to 568 and encodes 174 amino acids. NCBI's taxonomy places the organism in Eukaryota, Viridiplantae, Streptophyta, Magnoliopsida, Brassicales, Brassicaceae. Gene Ontology annotation, biological process: regulation of DNA-templated transcription; regulation of transcription by RNA polymerase II. Gene Ontology annotation, cellular component: nucleus. The transcript has 3 exons. The record is from RefSeq and is marked reviewed.
GAGGGAAUUAAACAUAGUAACCUAAAAAAGGAAAAGAAGAAGAAUGGAAAGAGCGAGAGAAAUAGGAGAAGGAAGCGCAUCGUCAUUACGGGAACAACGAAACCUCAGAGAGAAAGAACGACGAAUGCGCAUGAAACAUCUCUUCUCCAUACUCUCUUCUCAUGUUUCUCCCACUCGUAGGUUGCCAGUGCCUCAACUUAUAGAUCAAGCGGUAUCAUACAUGAUCCAACUGAAAGAGAAGGUAAACUAUUUGAAUGAGAUGAAAAGGAGAAUGUUAGGAGGAGAAGUCAAAAAUCGCUCUGAAGGGUCGUCUCUUCUGCCAAAACUCAGUAUUCGUUCACUGGAUUCGAUCAUAGAAAUGAAUCUGGUUAUGGAUCUAAACAUGAAAGGAGUAAUGUUACACAAGCUUGUGAGUGUUUUUGAAGAAGAAGGAGCUCAAGUGAUGAGUGCUAAUCUUCAGAACUUGAAUGAUAGGACCUUUUAUACAAUCAUAGCCCAGGCUAUCAUAUGUCGGAUCGGGAUUGAUCCAUCAAGGAUAGAAGAGAGAUUAAGGGAUAUAAUCUCAUGAUUAAUUUUUUGAAGCAUUAUUGAAUCCCAAAUCACAAGUCUUUUCUUAACAAAUUAAAUGUGUUAGUUCUUUAAACAUGAGAUUAUGAGUAUUUUUAAGAGUGAAUUGGUGUAAUAGCCCUAUUGUUGUUUAAGUUAAAGAGAAUGAUCAAAUGUCUGAAUACCAUUUCCUCAAGUAUAUGAACGAAAAAGCCUCUCACAUCA